GGGGCUGGCGGCUUGGCGAUGGCUUCUGGAAGGCGAGUUUCUUCUUCUGUCCACCUUCCCCUGUAGUGGGAUAAGGCUGCAGGCCAAGGACGAAGUCUCAUUGCCCAGACCGUGACGAUGCCAUGGCCGCUGUCAUCACAACAAGCCUCUCUCUGGUGCUGGACAUCUCUUGUCACUCUGUUCACGGCCUUAGCCCCCUUGGAAAACGGCUGUGGGAGCUUGUCUCAACGUUCUUCGCGAUAUCUAGAAGGCGACAAGCGACACCGAGUGGUGCGAAGGCUACACGAGGCGUCCCCACGACGCGGCGAUGGAUUCGAAACAGCGCCCGUGUCUGCCAGCACUGCACGCGGGCACGGCACACCAACACGGAUGGAACGGCUGACGACAGGGGGCGUGGUUGAGAGCUGCAGCGCGACUGCUUGGAUUCUGUCGCUGUCGAGUGACUCUGGCUCCACAUCCACAUCUGGGCAGACGACGGCGCCGCGUCUGGGCAUGUCAAUCCAGCAGCCUGGGUCGCCACGGUCAUCCAAGAGCACGGCGUGAUGUGUUAUCCAUCUGGCGCUUCGCCGUUAGUUCUGUAGCGCGAAGACGGCCUAGAGAGCCGGUCCACAGCCGGGCAGCCGGGCUCGUCAAUCGAUUCCGCGGCAUCUCAAGAUGCGUACUUGCGACCGAGGGUCCUGAUAGCGUCGUGUCUGGGCGGCUUUGUGAUAAGGCACCUGAGUGAUGGGGCCAAGGGGG
Molecule: messenger RNA, 738 nt
Organism: Mytilinidion resinicola
Lineage: Eukaryota; Fungi; Ascomycota; Dothideomycetes; Mytilinidiales; Mytilinidiaceae
Exons: 1
Coding region: 118-543 (141 amino acids)
Source: RefSeq, a predicted model, not a curated record